This is a messenger RNA of Syngnathus acus (greater pipefish), 1473 nucleotides long. It is a transcript of the gene ciao1, whose product is annotated as cytosolic iron-sulfur assembly component 1. The transcript has 7 exons. The record is from RefSeq and is a predicted model, not a curated record. Gene Ontology annotation, molecular function: protein binding. Bases 241 to 1230 code for a protein of 329 amino acids. Gene Ontology annotation, cellular component: cytosolic [4Fe-4S] assembly targeting complex. Lineage: Eukaryota; Metazoa; Chordata; Actinopteri; Syngnathiformes; Syngnathidae. Gene Ontology annotation, biological process: iron-sulfur cluster assembly.
UUGCGUAAAACAAGAUAACAAACAUGGCGUCGCUUCCGCAGUAGCAGUGCAGUUAAACUUGAUCACUUUGUUCGGCGGGAUAAAUCCGAGAUUGCCAUAUAUUUUCCGCUUUACUAACAUUCUGUUCAUGAAACUUGACCAACAACAUAUGUGACAGGCUCAUGAAAAAGGGGUGGCGUGGUGUCUUUUCAUUUUGAAGUCCCGCGUGGGUUAGCUGUCAAACUAGACGACGCUUUAGCCAUGAAGGACAAUUUGAUUCUGGUUCAGAGACUGAACGCGCACCCAGACUCUCGGUGCUGGUUCGUUAGCUGGAGUCCAAACGGGACUCUCUUGGCCUCGUGUGGGGGCGACAAGGCCAUCCGGAUCUGGGGACAAGAGGCUGAGUCGUGGGUCUGCAAGGGCGUGCUGGAGGACCGCCACGAGCGCACCGUGAGGAAGGUGGCGUGGUCUCCCUGUGGGAAUUAUCUGGCCUCUGCUAGCUUUGAUGCCACCACGUCCAUCUGGAAGAAGAAAAAUGAUGAAUUUGAGAACUUGGUUGUGUUGGAUGGGCAUGAGAACGAGGUGAAAUGUGUUGCUUGGGCCCCUUCAGGGAACCUGCUGGCAACAUGCAGCCGGGACAAAAGUGUUUGGGUUUGGGAAGUGGAUGACGAUGACGAAUACGAAUGUAGUACAGUACUGAACUCCCAUACACAAGAUGUUAAACAUGUUGCAUGGCACCCGACGCAGGACGUUCUGGCGUCAGCGAGCUACGACAACAACAUCUGUAUUUACAAGGAAGUGGACGACGACUGGGAGUGUCAGGCCACGCUGCAGGGCCACACGUCCACCGUAUGGAGUCUAUCAUUCAGCGCCACUGGAGAGAUGCUGGCGUCAUGCAGCGAUGAUCGUACUGUCAAGAUUUGGAAAGAAUAUCCUGCUGAAAGUGGUCAAGGUAACAUGUCCUGGAAGUGUGUAUGCACGCUCUCUGGCUACCAUGGACGCGCAGUCUUUGACGUUGACUGGUGUCGUCUGACAGGCGCCCUGGCAACUGCUAGCGGUGAUGACGCGGUGCGAGUAUUCAAGGAGGAGCCGUCGCCUGACCCUGACCAGCCGCUAUUCUCGCUGGCCGCACACAUGCCCAAAGCUCACAGCCAGGAUGUCAACAGUGUGGCAUGGAACCCAAAAGAAGCAGGACUGCUGGUUUCUUGUAGCGACAGCGGUGACAUUGCCAUCUGGAGAUUCCAAGAUUAGGACUAAGUGAGGUCAACAUUAUUGUACAGACCUCUUUGUUGAUAGUCACAAUUCCAACUGUGAGCUCUAAUCUCUCAUUCGUCAUCAUUAAUGUACUUAUGGUCUAACAAAAUGGGGCCCAUCUGACAACGUUUUAGAAAAGGUUCCAAAUGUUUAUAUAAGUGAUCAUGGCAAUACAACUACAACGCUUCUUUUUAUUGCAAUACAAAUCUUAUUAAAAACAAAUGGACUGGUCAAAAUUCA